AUGACCCCGUACACGAAACAUGUCUACGAAUUGCCACUAGAACAGGAAGAAACCCAGGAACUGAUCAGUGGAGAUCAAAGCUACGAGAUGGGCGGCGUGCAGAGACAGACACGUCACCGGCGCGCGAAAUUCGAAUGUGCGCAGCGUCGCAGAGAUGUACAUUGCACUCUCUAUGACCACGCUGUGGGAGAACUGAUCGUGAAGCGAUACAACAAAAAUGCUGCGUUCGCUAAUAGAAAGGAUUCAAGGAUCAUCCUAGAACCGACAGCAAGCCUCACGAGCUGGAAUGAAAUUCAAACACAAGGAAACAUGGGGUAUGAGGGAACCGAAAGUAAGUUCAGAUGCGAAUACGAUAAUCUUAGAUGCUCGAUUGGUCCAUAG
This is a messenger RNA of Necator americanus (New World hookworm), 381 nucleotides long. RefSeq lists its product as uncharacterized. NCBI's taxonomy places the organism in Eukaryota, Metazoa, Nematoda, Chromadorea, Rhabditida, Ancylostomatidae. The coding region runs from base 1 to 381 and encodes 126 amino acids. The transcript has a single exon. The record is from RefSeq and is a predicted model, not a curated record.